Molecule: messenger RNA, 1189 nt
Organism: Chara braunii
Lineage: Eukaryota; Viridiplantae; Streptophyta; Charophyceae; Charales; Characeae
Source: the annotation of a GenBank genome assembly
CCCGAGCUUGGAAUGAUCGGAACAAUCCGACCGGCCCCAGAACAGAGAGAAGUGGCGGAGUGGCGACCUUCUUCAGUGGGUUCGGUGUCCGAUGGGGAUUUACAAUGCGCCUGCCACGUUUCAUCGAGCAAUGAAUAUGACAUUCCAGAACUUCGUCAACAAGACGCGACUAGCACAAGGGAUGGUCAACUUCUACGUGAUCGUGUACAUGGACGAUAUCCUUGUCUACUCGAAGACCUAUCACGGGCACGCACAACACAUCGAGGGGACAUUGGGAGCGCUGAGAGACGCUGGGUUCAAGAUCGCUCGAGAAGAGCGAGUUUUUCCUCUCGGAAAUUUUGUUCUUGGGCUACGUCGUGACACGUGGAGGACUGCGGCCGGACUCAAGGUUGCGGCGUCAGCGCGAGCUCCCACUCUCUCCUACCGUGUUAAGGAGAACAAUGCGCCACUAUUGAGUGAGGAGAAGUGGGACACGUGGUGGGAGGACUAUGUCGAGCUCGCUUUCUGCCUAUUGGAGAUAGAGUUCCGCUGGUCAGAAGCGGCCCCGUUCGGACAAGGACCGGAGCACCCAGAAGACAGCGUGGAGUUUCUGAUCAUCCAAGCCUGGAGAACGGCGGAGCAGGGCGAUCUGCUGGGAAUUGUGUUCGGGAAGGUGGAGGAAGGUAAUCUCACCUUGAUCACGGACGAAUUGCUGGUGUUUUUGACUCAGCUGGUGGACAAUCUGCCCCAGGGCAUUUUGUCGCGCGGUGACAAGCAGCCUGGCACCCACAUGCUGUCUCGAACGCUCGAGCCGCACCUUGUGUGGUCCACGUGUACAGAGAUUGACGAGGACAACUAUCUCUAUCCCUCCCAGGCGCUCUACUUGGAGAUCGACGUUACCGAUCUCACGUUUUGGGAUCCGAUUGCGAGGCAAAACUUGGCGCAGGACGAGGAGAUAGGGGGAGCAGACGAAGAGGAAGAAGAAGAGCCAUCGAGCGAAGAACGAGACGAUCCAGACUACGUACCGGAAAGCGAAGCGGGGAUAGCCGACGAAUCGAGCCAACCGCGGGAAAAGAACGAAGAGGAGGGAUAGGUGGAACCAAACGAGGAAGAAAAAGAAGGAAACGAGCAAGCGGAGUACGAAGGAUUCGAGGCUGAGGUGCGUGAUGCGGCUCGAGAACGAGCGCAAGAACAAAGGAAACGAAAGCGC